This is a messenger RNA of Dovyalis caffra, 1467 nucleotides long. NCBI's taxonomy places the organism in Eukaryota, Viridiplantae, Streptophyta, Magnoliopsida, Malpighiales, Salicaceae. The record is from the annotation of a GenBank genome assembly.
AUGGCGACGGUGGAGGAGCAGAAGACGGUGUUUGACAUGGAUGCAGCGAAUAUGUUAAACAAGGAACUGAGAGACGUUUUUGCUUCUGGUAAAACAAGAAGUUAUGAAUGGAGAAUAUCUCAGUUGAAGAGUAUUAUUAAGAUGUGCGAUGACCACGAGGAGGACAUUGCUGAUGCUCUCCGUCAAGAUCUCUCCAAGCCUGAACUUGAAUCCAUCGUCUAUGAGUUAACUAUGCUAAAAAACUCUUGUACAUUGGCUCUUAAAGAACUGAAACAUUGGAUGAUGCCAGAAAAGGCAAAAACUUCUUUGACAACUUUUCCUUCAUCAGCUGAAAUAGUAUCAGAACCACUGGGUGUUGUGUUGAUUAUUUCAGCAUGGAAUUACCCUUUCUUGUUGUCUCUGGAUCCACUUGUUGGAGCUAUUGCAGCAGGCAAUGCUAUGGUUUUAAAACCAUCAGAACUAGCUCCAGCUUCAUCCUCACUGAUGGCAAAACUACUUCCAGAGUAUUUGGAUAGCUCUUCGGUAAAGGUUGUCGAGGGGGCUGUUUCUGAAACUUCUGCACUACUGGAGCAAAAGUGGGACAAAAUAUUUUAUACAGGCAAUGGAAGAGUAGGACGGAUUGUCAUGGGUGCUGCAGCAAAACACCUGACACCAGUUGUUUUGGAGCUUGGAGGAAAAUCUCCAGUUGUUGUCGAUUCAGAUAUCGAUAUGCAGGUUGCAACUAGGCGGAUAAUUGUAGGCAAGUGGGGGUGUAAUAAUGGACAAGCAUGCAUUUCUCCGGAUUACAUUAUAACAACGAAAGAUUGUGCUGAGAAGCUGGUGGGCUCUCUGAAAAAAGAACUAGAAACAUUUUAUGGAAAGAACCCUUUGGAAUCAAAAGACUUAUCUCGAAUUGUGAAUUCCAGUCAUUUUGCUCGAUUGACAAAGCUACUGGAUGACGAUAAGGUUUCUGGGAAGAUUGUCUAUGGUGGUGAAAGAGAUGAAGCCAACCUGAGAAUUGCUCCCACCAUAUUGCUGGGCGUCCCACAAAACUCUCUGAUAAUGAAAGAAGAGAUAUUUGGUCCUUUGCUUCCCAUUUUCAUUGUCAGCAAAAUUGAGGACAGCUUUGAUAUGAUAAAUUCAGGAACAAAGCCACUUGCAGCUUAUUUAUUUACCAAUAACAAGAAGCUGAAGGAGCAGUUUGUGAUGUCUGUUUCUGCAGGGGGUGUGGUCAUAAAUGACAUUGCUUUGCAUCUUGCAGUUCAUAGUGUGCCAUUUGGAGGUGUGGGCGAGAGUGGAACAGGUUCAUACCACGGCAAAUUUUCCUUUGAUGCUUUUACCCACAAGAAGGCAGUUCUGUAUCGAAGUUUUGUUGGUGAUGCAGCUGUGAGAUAUCCACCAUAUACACGGAGAAAGCUAACAUUGAUGAAGGCUCUAAUCACUGGUAAUGUAUUGACCAUACUUCGCGCUCUGCUUGGCUUGUCUUAA